This is a messenger RNA of Capsella rubella, 1182 nucleotides long. Its product is annotated as transcription factor bHLH147. The record is from RefSeq and is a predicted model, not a curated record. Gene Ontology annotation, biological process: regulation of DNA-templated transcription. NCBI's taxonomy places the organism in Eukaryota, Viridiplantae, Streptophyta, Magnoliopsida, Brassicales, Brassicaceae. Bases 190 to 891 code for a protein of 233 amino acids. The transcript has 2 exons.
CUUAUAUAUUUAAAUUAAAAAAAAAAAAAAAGGAAUCGUCUUCCUUCCCACUUUGGGGUUCCACAACAAAUCUGACACCUCAUCUCUCUCUCUCUCUCCCACCUUCUCCUCCGUCCCGUUCCGUUCUCCAACCUCUCUCCCUUCCCCAAAAAAGAUAACUCGCUCAGAGACUUUUUUCCAUCGGCGGUUAUGGAGUCUAUCUCUCCCGUAUCGAAUCAGCUUAUUCAACCAACGACGACGACGACGAUGAGCUCUAGUUCCGAUCGCUCUCGUCGUAAGCGGAGGAAGAAAUCUCCACCGUCGUCUGCUGAUUCAUCUCCGUCGACAUCGGUGGAGAAAUGGAGAUCGGAGAAGCACCAACAGAUCUACUCGACGAAGCUAGUUCGUGCUCUUAGAGAGCUACGAAUCAGUCAACAACCGUCGUCGUCGUCGUCGAUUCCACGUGGCGGUAGAGCCGUGCGCGAAGUCGCUGAUAGAGCUUUAGCCGUGGCGGCGAGAGGUAAAACACUGUGGAGUCGAGCGAUACUAUCGAAAGCAGUGAAACUCAAAUUCAGGAAACAUAAACGGCAGAGAAUCUCAAACCCUACCACGACGACGACGAAGACGUUGACCACCGGGAGUAUGAGGUCGAAGAAACAGAGAGCGACGGUUUUGAGGCUAAAGGCUAAAGGAUUGCCAGCUGUACAGAGGAAAGUGAAAGUUCUGAGCCGUUUAGUUCCAGGUUGCCGUAAACAAACAUUACCUGUGGUUUUAGAAGAAACUACUGAUUAUAUUGCUGCCAUGGAGAUGCAGAUUCGUGCUAUGACUGCGAUUCUCGCCGCCGUCAACUCUGUUUCUCCUCCGCCGCCGCCGCCAGGUCAUGAAGGGGGACAAACACAUAUGCUUGGUUAGUUGGCCAAACUGUCUUCUCUUUUUUUUUCCAUUUAAGAAAAAAAAAAAAAAAAAACUGUUUUUCGUAUUAUUAUUCUUCUUCUCACUGUAUUUGGUUUGCUGUUUGAGUAAUUUUACUAUUCAACCCACUCUUUUUAUUUUUACCAAUUACCAUUGUCAUCGUCAUGAACAUAUUCAUGUAUAGCCUUUUGUUUCUUGAAACUCUCUAAAUAGUGCCGGAGGAAGACAGUGAUUGAUUACUGUAAUCGUAAUAAAUUUCAGUUUCUUGAUAAUCGUGGAAGCACAUUUUCA